Molecule: messenger RNA, 912 nt
Organism: Rubroshorea leprosula
Lineage: Eukaryota; Viridiplantae; Streptophyta; Magnoliopsida; Malvales; Dipterocarpaceae
Source: the annotation of a GenBank genome assembly
GAUCUUCUUAAGGUUUUUGGUUGUGCUUGUUUUGUUCUUCUUCCACCACAUGAACAUAACAAGUUAGAGCCUAAAACUUCAAGUCUCAUGUCAUGUUGUCUUUUGGGAACACAUUAUGUUUUCCUCGUUAUCAAACUUCCAAAUGCCAUCUUUUGAUCAACCUUCAUUUUUUACUAAUCCUUCUGUUGAGCUAUUCCUUAGUGAUUCUAAUGUAGCUACAUUUGAUGAGCUAUACAAUGCCUCACCACAUGCUCCAACUAGUUCUACAGAAGUUGAUCUGCCUGUUGGUAAUGCAUUAGAUAAUUUUGAGCCUUUCUCUACUUCCUCAUCUAUAUCACUUGUUGAUGUUGCAUUUGAUAUUGUUGAGUCUCCAAAUGAGCUUGUUGUCCCAUUCUCUAGUCAUCUUACUCGAAUGGAUGUGAAAAAUGCUUUUCUUAAUGGUGACCUAGAAGAAGAAGUUUAUAUGAAACAACCUCCUGGGCUCAACCGUCCUCUAAACAAUACUGCUCGGGGUAUGGUUCUUUUACUUCUUUAUAUUGAUGACAUGAUUCUUACUGUUGAUGACAUGAUUGUUACUGGAGAUGAUACCGCAGUCACCUCUUCAAAUGAUGGCUACCCACUUUCUCAAGUAAACUAUGCCUCUGAUCUUGUCUCUAAAGUUGAACUCAGUGAUAGCAAAAGUGUUUCUACACCUUUUGAACCUAAUGUCAAGCUUACACCUAUGGACAGCUUUCCACUUUCUUAUCCUACUCGCUAUUGGUAAUUGGUUUGUAGUCCAGUUUAUCUUACCAUGACAUGCCCUGACAUAGCAUAUGUAGUUUACAUUGUUAAUUAGUUUAUGGCAGCUCCUUGCUCCACUCAUUAUGCAACAGUACUUUGCAUUAUUCGCUAUAUUAAAGGAACAUUGUUUCA